GUCGAGUUCACAAUGCCUUCCCGGCUUCCUGUGGGGAGCCGUAGGAGAAUCAACAUGACCUACCUGGAGUUCCUGCAAACGAACGACAUGCGUGCCCUUGCUGGCUUUCUCAUGUUUGCACAUGCGGUGCAAGGCUAUGGCUACAUCUCCACGAUUCCGGCGUUCUAUGGUCUCUCGUGGAUUAGCCCAGAGGUGCUCAACGGCUAUGUCCAGAUGAGCUUCCGCAAAAGGCUGGAAGAGGUCUUCAACCCAGACACAGGGAUCCCUGAGGGACACCAGAGGCUUUGGACCACCAUGGCUGCCGCAGAUGGGAUCAACGUGCUGUAUGGUGUUUCAAUCUUGAGCAUUGACCGCCAGCUGAGUGAUCCUGACUUACCAGUUCGGAUCCAGUACACGCAGAAGUCCCGCCCGGAAGAGGUCAUGGAGAAAGAGUACGACUUCCUGAUCUACUUGGCCGCGCGUGUCCAUGCGCGCAAGUAUGUGAAGGACCUUGUGUCUGAAGAGGCCUCUAUCUUCUCCAAGCUGCAAAGCUUCGUGCUGGCCACCGCGCUGUACACCAGCGACCCAGUGCUGGAUUACACGGACGAGCGGCAGGCACCCAUCAUGUACAGGACCGACAAGAUGUUUGAUCCCAGCCAGGAUGGCUCGUGGUACACUGACCGAUAUGGCGCGGCCAUCUUUGCAGGGGAAUGGGCCAAGCUUCGGCAGACACGUGUUGGGUACCAGUUCUAUGAGAAUUACUGUGAGGCUGACCCGGUGUUGUGCGACUCGGACCGAACCCCGGAUCAGAACAACCGGAUGUAUCAGUCGGAAGAGUUGCUGGCGAAGUUCCGCGAGGAGCUCAAGGAGAUGCGCGUGAAGAACAGGCCAUCAUGGAGGGAGCCCCACGGAGUCUCUUCGAGAUGCAGGGUGCGCGCAAGACGUGGUGGAUUGGCGCCAGCGCCUGCUUUGAGUCGGUGUAUGAUGUGA
This is a messenger RNA of Symbiodinium pilosum, 969 nucleotides long. NCBI's taxonomy places the organism in Eukaryota, Dinophyceae, Suessiales, Symbiodiniaceae. The record is from the annotation of a GenBank genome assembly.